CGUAGGCGCGCUGUCGGGCUCUGAGCUGUCUGGGGGAAGCAUGUGGGGCUGCGGCGCGCUGCUGGGGGCGCGAGCCCGGUCGCGGCUGCGGUGCGAGCUGUUCCUCGCUUGGGACCGCGGCUGGUCUGCCGCCGCCCCCUACUCCGCAUCUGCCGAGCCCUCCCGGGUCCGGGCGCUGGUCUAUGGGCACCACGGGGACCCAGCCAAGGUCGUCGAACUGAAGAACCUGGAGCUAGCUGCUGUGGGCGGAUCAGACGUCCAUGUGAAGAUGCUGGCGGCCCCUAUCAAUCCAUCUGACAUAAAUAUGAUCCAAGGAAAUUAUGGCCUCCUUCCCAAGCUGCCUGCUGUUGGAGGGAACGAAGGCGUUGGACAGGUGGUGGCAGUGGGCGGCAGUGUGACUGGGGUGAAGCCAGGAGACUGGGUGAUUCCAGCCAGUGCCGGUUUGGGAACCUGGCAGACCGAGGCUGUGUUCAGUGAGGAAGCACUGAUCAGCAUUCCGAGUGACCUCCCUCUUCAGAGUGCUGCCACCCUGAGUGUCAAUCCCUGCACGGCCUACAGGAUGUUGAUGGACUUUGAGCAGCUGCAGCCAGGAGACUGUGUCAUCCAGAAUGCGUCCAACAGUGGAGUGGGGCAAGCAGUCAUCCAGAUCGCCGCGGCCCUGGGCCUGAGGACCGUCAAUGUGGUCCGAGACAGACCUGACCUCCAGAAGCUGACUGACAGACUGAAGAGUCUAGGGGCUGAGCAUGUUCUCACAGAAGAGGAGCUAAGAAAGCAUGAGAUGAAAAACUUCUUUAAGGACAUGCCCCCGCCGCGGCUCGCUCUCAACUGUGUUGGCGGGAAAAGCUCCACAGAGCUGCUGCGACACUUAGCGCCUGGGGGAACCAUGGUGACCUACGGGGGAAUGGCCAAGCAGCCCGUCAUAGCCUCUGUGAGCCAGCUCAUUUUUAAGGAUCUCAAACUUCGAGGCUUUUGGUUGUCCCAGUGGAAGAAGGACCACAGUCCAGCCCAGUUCAAGGAGCUGAUCGUCACGCUGUGUGGUCUCAUCAGCCGGGGCCAGCUCACAGCCCCCGCCUGCUCCGAGGUCCCACUGCAGGACUACCAGCGUGCCUUGGAAGCCUCAGUGCAGCCCUUCGUGUCUUCAAAGCAGAUUCUCACCAUGUGCUAAUCGCGGAGGAGCUGGAGCAAGGUGGGAGGGGAGAUGGAUCGGCAGGACUGGUUUCUGGCGCCUCUGUCAGGGCCCUCUCAGCCUUCCCCAGGCUGCCCUCUCCUCACUGUCACUUCCGACUGGGAGGGUCGUGAAGCCAGCUAAGGCUUUCCCCAGGGCCAGCCCCAGGGUAUCUAAUAAAGUGAACUUCCUAAAAACACAUACAUACAAACCC
Messenger RNA from Neomonachus schauinslandi (Hawaiian monk seal), 1379 nucleotides. It is a transcript of the gene MECR, whose product is annotated as mitochondrial trans-2-enoyl-CoA reductase. Gene Ontology annotation, molecular function: trans-2-enoyl-CoA reductase (NADPH) activity. Gene Ontology annotation, cellular component: mitochondrion. The record is from RefSeq and is a predicted model, not a curated record. NCBI's taxonomy places the organism in Eukaryota, Metazoa, Chordata, Mammalia, Carnivora, Phocidae. The coding region runs from base 41 to 1165 and encodes 374 amino acids. The transcript is spliced from 10 exons. Gene Ontology annotation, biological process: fatty acid metabolic process.